AUCCUUCACUGGAUGCACAAAUGAUGGUCCAUCGAUGUAUAGAAUAUUUGAUGAGCAGGUUACCUGGACUACAGCAGAGGGAAACUGUAAAGUUCUUGGUGGAAAGCUUGCUGAAAUAGAAACGUACGAAGAAAAUGAGUUUAUCAAGAAUAAAGUAAGAACGCGAGACACAGGAGUUUAUGGGUACUGGCUAGGAGGAUACAAUUUCAACAAAGAUAGUGACAUGGAAUGGAUCAGUAGUCCGGACUUAGUUAUGUCAUUUACUGACAUGUGGACAGGGGAGCCAAAUAAUCCUUCAGCACAUUUCUGCAUGGGUACAUGGAAGGUUUACGAUUAUCAAUGGGGUGAUUAUGGCUGUGGAACUACAAUCUCAUACAUAUGUGAAUUUUGACAAAACAGAAACUAAGUUAUUGCAAAUUCUAAAAAAUUUUUCCUGGCGUUAUGCGCAGUUAUAUUAUGCAGUAAUAACAUGUACAGUUGCUUUAUACACAUGCAUGUACUGAUCACUUAGAAUUUGGUUGGAGAGUGAUCUUUUAGUAAUGUAAUAUUUUGAAAUAUUUCUCUGUAAUAAUUGUGUUUGUCAGUGUCAAUGAGGUAUUAAGCUUUGAAUAUUAUGAACAUGUUUACAAUUUUUAUAGAAUCUCUAGUAAAAUUAUCGAAUGCAGAUGUAAAUAUUUACUUCUGAAAAGCUAUGCAAACCAUAUAUAACACUGGGAUACAACUUCUUAUACUGCCUAAAUGAAUACGUAUUUUGGGUUUAAUUUGAUUAGCUAGAUUGAUAUGCAUAAAAUGUAGAGUUAGACAAACCGCAUAAUUUCAAAUCUUGUGUAUUUCAAACUAUAAGGUCUUUUUUUAA
Mytilus californianus (California mussel) is the source of this 856-nucleotide messenger RNA. RefSeq names its product perlucin-like protein. Gene Ontology annotation, molecular function: signaling receptor activity. The coding region runs from base 35 to 391 and encodes 118 amino acids. The record is from RefSeq and is a predicted model, not a curated record. The transcript has 3 exons. Lineage: Eukaryota; Metazoa; Mollusca; Bivalvia; Mytilida; Mytilidae.